GGCACAUCGGGCAGAGGCACAUCGGGCAGAGGCACACCGGGCAGAGGCACACCGGGCAGAGGCACACCGGGCAGAGGCACACCGGGCAGAGGCACAUCGGGCAGGACUCCGGGCAGAGGCACAUCGGGCAGGACUCCGGGCAGAGGCACAUCGGGCAGAGGCACAUCGGGCAGGACUCCGGGCAGAGGCACAUCGGGCAGGACUCCGGGCAGAGGCACAUCGGGCAGGACUCCGGGCAGAGGCACAUCGGGCAGGACUCCGGGCAGAGGCACAUCGGGCAGGACUCCGGGCAGAGGCACAUCGGGCAGGACUCCGGGCAGAGGCACAUCGGCAGGACUCCGGGCAGAGGCACAUCGGGCAGGACUCCGGGCAGAGGCACAUCGGAUUACCAGGCGAAGCAGCAGGCAGCGGGCCACCAGGCGGAGCAGCAGGCACCGGGCCCCCGGGCAUCAGGUCAUUUGGCUCGACAGCAAGCACCGCGUCAUCUGGCAAGGCAGUGGGCUCCGAGUCAACUGGUAUGACCGCGGGCACUGGGUCAGACAUUGGAUCGUCUGGCUGGAUAGCGGGCACUGGGUCACCAGGCAUCAGGUCAUUUGGCUCGACAGCGGGCACCGCGUCAUCUGGCAAGGCAGUGGGCUCCGAGUCAACAGG
Molecule: messenger RNA, 651 nt
Organism: Staurois parvus
Lineage: Eukaryota; Metazoa; Chordata; Amphibia; Anura; Ranidae
Source: the annotation of a GenBank genome assembly